Molecule: messenger RNA, 885 nt
Organism: Cicer arietinum (chickpea)
Lineage: Eukaryota; Viridiplantae; Streptophyta; Magnoliopsida; Fabales; Fabaceae
Product: probable 2' cyclic ADP-D-ribose synthase BdTIR
Biological process (GO): signal transduction
Source: RefSeq, a predicted model, not a curated record
UUUACACGAACAUAAACUAUAUAUAUAAAGACACGAUUUGAAACAUUUCCAAUUAAAACAAAACAUAACCAACAAAGACACAUACGUAAUUGAUUAAUUUAGGUAGCUUAUCGAAGAAGCCAUGCAACGUUUUUGCCAAAAAAUAGUUCAACCACCAUGUCAAGUUUUCAUAAACCACCGUGGAAUAGACACAAAAAGAAACGUAGCGGGUUUAUUGUACAAUGAUUUAACAAAGAUGGGAGUAAGAACAUUUUUGGAUAGCAUGAACAUGAAACCUGGGGACAAACUCUUUAAACAUAUUGAUAAAGCCAUUCUUGAUUGUAAGGUUGGUGUUGCUGUCUUUUCUCCUCGUUAUUGCGACUCUUAUUUUUGUCUCCAUGAACUUGCUCUGCUCAUGGAAACAAAAAAAAGAGUCGUACCUAUUUUCUACGACGUUAAGCCGUCGCAUCUUAUGGUCAAAGACAACGGAACAUGCUCUGAGAAACAACUUCAAAGGUUCAAGUUGGCACUAGAAGAAGCCAAAAACACCGUGGGAUUAACCUUUGAUUCUUUGAAUGGGGACUGGUCGAAAUUGCUAAGGGAUGCUUCAGAUGCAGUGAUUAUUAACUUGUUGGAGGUAGAAGGAAAUUAAGCACAAAGCAAUAGAGCAUGGGGAAGAGAUGGUGAAUGCUUCAAUUAAUGUUCACUCUUGGAUACUAUAAUAAAAUAUAGUAAUUAAUUAAUUUGUUUAUUAAUUUUUUUGCGUAUGAGAGACCAUAUGCUUCCGUUGACAUGAUCACUCAGUUAUUUGGCCUGAAUUAUAUUAAUUAAUUGAUUCAAGCUUUGAUUCUUUAAUUUGUAUUAAUACUAUUUUUUAAUUUCACCUCCUAUUUGGAUCCUUCUAUG